AUGCGUUUUGCUCCUCUCAUCAUCUGCCUGGCAGCAAUAUCGCUUGCUGCCCCAACGAACUUCCUUGACAGUGCAUAUGACUGGAACGAUGAACUGGCAGAAUUCUAUGGAAAAGUGAGCCAGUACAUCAACACCGCAAAACACAACGUCAGAGCAUCGUCUUGCGACGCCUCCAAGAUUGUUAUGCCCUCCUAUGCUUCAGGAAUGACCAGCCCGUCAGGGCUAAAGCCGAGAUACGUUGCACUUGGACGGGGCACACAGAACUAUACAUGUACGGACUCUACUUCCUACUCCGCACCCGUGGCGGUAGGAGCUGUCGCAAGACUCUACAAUGCGACAUGCAUUGCAGCCAACUACCCCGAUCUCAUGGCAAAGCUCCCCAACCUUGCUUACCGAAUUUCCCUAUCAACCAACGAAUAUGCCUCGUUCCCUCCCGCCAACAUCGACAUGAUGGGUCAUCAUUUCUUCUUUGAUGCAACAACCCCCGAGUUCAACUUGAACACCACACCCAAAAGGCAGGAUGGCAUUGUCAUGACCAAGAAGGAAGGUGCAAUUGAUGCUCCUUCAGGUUCAGUGUCAGGGAAGUACGGAGCUGUGCCUUGGCUCUACCUCACUACUACCGAUGGCACGGUGGGCAACUACAAGAGUGUCUAUCGUGUCAACACUGCCUCUGGGUCGCCACCAAAGACCUGCAAGGACAUGCCACCCACAUUUGAAGUACAAUAUGCUGCAAACUACUACUUUUUUGGGGAGUAG
This is a messenger RNA of Penicillium robsamsonii, 756 nucleotides long. RefSeq lists its product as uncharacterized. The transcript has 2 exons. Lineage: Eukaryota; Fungi; Ascomycota; Eurotiomycetes; Eurotiales; Aspergillaceae. The record is from RefSeq and is a predicted model, not a curated record. The coding region runs from base 1 to 756 and encodes 251 amino acids.